AGAGAAAUUGAAAUGAUGACAGAUAAAAAUUGUUGAUGUGUUGUUUUAAAUGUGGGUUAUGGUUAACAGAGGGAGAGAGAGACCUUGCCUGCUUGCCAGGAAGCCAUUAGCCAACAGUGACAUGGAGGAAACACCAUUGGACCCCAAUCUUCUUGUGAGCUAUAAUUUUACCGGCAUCCAAAACGAGACAGAUUUGCACACCUUUCCUAAUGGAAGUAAAAUAUUGUUUGGAGCAAUGAUCCAUGUCAUUUUCAUCCUCAGUAUCAUAGGAAAUACGCUCCUCUUCCAUGCUCUUUACUGCAACAUGAACGUGAAGAAUGUCACCGACAUGUAUUUCCUCCACCUUGCCUGCUCGGAUGUAACCUUAACGUUCGCCCUGCCGUUCGUGGCCACUGGGCUGAUCCACAGUUGGUGCUUAUGUGAAUUAAUCUGUAAGCUUGUUGUAAGUUUAUAUUACUGUGGGAUGACCUCAAGUAUCAUACUACCGACCGCCAUAUCAGUGGAUCAGUUCAGCACUGUUGUCAUCCAGAAUGGGUGCAUCGUCCCAGUGAAGAGACGAAGGUGUGCCAUCGGAGCCUGUACCAUGGCCUGGAUGGCCAGCCUGGCUGUGGUUGUCCCUUGCGUCAUUUAUUCAGAGAUAGUGAGGCUAGAGGAUGGAGCUAUGUGCUUUUCUCACCAAAUUCACACCUUUUUUUCUCUGCUCUCAAUCUGCUUGUUUGCCGUCAUUGUGUUCUGCUAUUCGGCAAUUCUCUGGACCACGGUGAGGGCUUCAACCAGAAAGAAGCUCAGGACUGCAUCCCUCGCAUUAUGUAUAUCUGUAGCCUUCUUUGUUUGCUGGGCUCCUCAUACUAUAUUGAUGAAAACUAGUUCCAAGGAGUUGGAUUCGAAGCAAACAUUUGCAUAUCAUGUCACGUUUAUAGUGUCUCUCUCUCAUUGUUGUAUCAAUCCCAUGAUCUAUAUGAUGUCACCGAAGUACCGUAAACAUGAACAGAGUGUCUUUUGUUGUGAAAAGGUGCACACAAUGAGAUAGAGAUAGAGUUAAUUAUUGUAAUGUUUAAUGGGAAUGCAGAGUUUGAAUGCAUGGUAUAUUGUAUAUGGAGUGUUUGCCAUUCUUUUAUGGCCAAUGUGGUCAUCGUUGUGCAAAUAUUAUUAACCUGCAAAUGUAUACACACAAAGAUUGUUGCUUGAUGUUUUAAUAAAAUAAGAAAUCCUGUAUUCUCCAUUAAUUAAAAUCAUAAAAACAACAAUAUUUAAUUCUGAUGUGUUUUCUAUAUGAACGAUUAAUACAUUUAGUCAGAAUCGUUUAAACUUUGCUUUGUGUGGUUUUCACCUCACUCAGCAGUUGAAGGAGAAUAAGGCCCAAUGUUGUCUUCUACGAGGUUCCCAUCGGCCCAGUGAGGGGGCGAAGGUGUGCCAUUGGAGUUUGUACGGUGGACUGGAUGGUCAGCCUCUCUGAUGGUCUUUUAGACACCUUACAGCGAAACAACAACGCAACGAGACGUAUCAGGGCUGAGAAUCAUCAGGGCAACCGUAAUCUCAUUUUAAUCCUUAUUAUUAUGUAUCUUCAUAUUUCUACUGAUGUGUGCUGUUGCCAUACCUACAGGUCUAUUAUACCUUUAAGGCCUAAAAAAGGAAGAUUGUGAAAGCAGCCAACUCUUUAGACCUGCAUGGGGAGAGUUCACAAAUAGACGUACCUAUAUAUUAGUUGUCUAAAAUGUGUUGCGUUGUAUUUCUAAAUCUUGAAGUUGACCUAUAGCUUAAUACCAUUAAAAGGGAAAUUGUUUACUUCAUCUAAUGACGCUACACAGUGAUGUGGCUGUUUAUCAUCUUCGUUGAAUAUUACUUAUUGCAUAAUACCGGUUUUUUUUUAUUUCACCUUUCUGUUUCAGAGGAAUUGUGAUGAUGACAGAUAAAAAUUGUUGAUGUGUUGUUUUAAAUGUGGGUUAUGGUUAACAGAGGGAGAGAGAGACAUCUACUGCUUGCCAAGAAGCCAUUAGCCAACAAUGACAUGGAGGAAACAACAAUGGACCCCAAUCUUCUUGUGAGCUAUAAUUUUACCGGCAUCCAAAACAAGACAGAUUUGCACACCUUUCCUGAUGGAUGGAAAAUAUUGUUUGGAGCAAUGAUCUAUGUCAUUUUCAUCCUCAGUAUCAUAGGAAAUACGCUCCUCUUCCAUGCUCUUUACUGCAACAUGAACGUGAAGAAUGUCACCGACAUGUAUUACUUCCACCUUGCCUGCUCGGAUGUAACCUUAACGUUCGCCCUGCCGUUCGCGGCCACUGGGCUGAUCAACGGUUGGUCCUUUAGUGAAUUAAUCUGUAAGCUUGUUGUAAGUUUAUAUUACUGUGGGAUGACCUCAAGUAUCAUACUAUUGACCGCCAUAUCAGUGGAUCAGUUCAGCACUGUUGUCAUCCAGAAUGGGUGCAUCGUCCCAGUGAAGAGACGAAGGUGUGCCAUCGGAGCCUGUACCAUGGCCUGGAUGGCCAGCCUGGCUGUGGGUGUCCCUUGCGUCAUUUAUUCAAAGAUAGUGAGUGAACAGGAUAAACCUGCGUGUUGUUCUCACAAAAUUCCCUCCUUUUUUGCUCUGCUCUCAAUCUGCUUGUUUGCCGCCAUUGUGUUCUGCUAUUCGGCAAUUCUCUGGACCACGGUGAGGGCUUCAACCAGAAAGAAGCUCAGGACUGCAUCCCUCGCAUUAUGUAUAUCUGUAGCCUUCUUUGUGUGCUGCGCACCUUAUACUAUAUUGAUGAAAACUAGUUCCGACAAGUUUAAAUUGAAGCAAACAUUUGCAUAUCAUGUCGCGCUUCUACUGGCCCUUUUUCAUUGUUGCAUCAAUCCCAUGAUCUAUAUGAUGUCACCGAAGUACCGUAAACAUGUACGGAGUGUCUUUUGUUGUGAAAAGGUGCACACAAAGAGAUAGAGAUUGAGUUAAUUAUCGUAAUGUUUAAUGGGAAUGCAGAGUGUGAAAGCCUGGUAUAUUGUACAUGGAGUGUGCACGCCAUUCUUUUAUGGCCAAUGUGGUCAUCGUUGUGUAAAUAUUCUUAUCCCGCAAAUGUAUACAUACAAAGAUUGUUGAUUGAUGUUUUAAUAAUAUAAGAAAUCCUAUAUUCUCCAUUCAUUAAAAUCAUAAAAACAACUAUA
Messenger RNA from Gadus morhua (Atlantic cod), 3138 nucleotides. RefSeq names its product C-C chemokine receptor type 8-like. Bases 1937 to 2917 code for a protein of 326 amino acids. Gene Ontology annotation, molecular function: C-C chemokine receptor activity; C-C chemokine binding. The record is from RefSeq and is a predicted model, not a curated record. NCBI's taxonomy places the organism in Eukaryota, Metazoa, Chordata, Actinopteri, Gadiformes, Gadidae. Gene Ontology annotation, biological process: positive regulation of cytosolic calcium ion concentration; calcium-mediated signaling; cell chemotaxis. Gene Ontology annotation, cellular component: membrane; external side of plasma membrane. The transcript has 3 exons.